AUAUGCCAAUGAAUGAACAGAACUUUGUGAAUCGAUAAAAUGACUCCAACAGGUUCGCAGCAUACAGGUGCAUGUAUAUUUUAACAGUGAUUUAAAAUUUUACACGAUCUGGAUUAAUAUUACGCAAAAUAUGGGUGCAUCCGUUCCUCCAUAUGAAGCUGCUGCUAUAGCCACAGGACUUAUAAGUGUUGGAUUAAUUAUGGCAGCUAUAGUUAUAUUUAUCUGUUGGAAAUUCCCUAUAUGUAGAUCUAGGACUUUCUGGGACAGACAAACAAAAAGAAUACUUAGGAAAUUAUACAAGUCACUAAAUUUAUCUGCCAGCCGAUUACAACGGGAAAGAGAUAAACCGGAAGAUACUAGAAGCCUCGUUAUGGGACCAUUACUUCGACGUAGACAAUCGGAACAAACUAAAUUUGUUGUGCCUCAAAUUUUUGUGGAUUAUGGCAGUAGAAGAACUUCUUACGCUUCAGAUUACAUGAGGCGAUGUUCAGCAGAAAGCGGAAGUAGUCGACGUACAUCGUUAGCUUCCGGUGAUACGGAUAGACGUGGGUCAGGAAGUAGCUUAAGUAGCAGACGAACUUCUCUUGCGUCUGAUGCUGAUCGUCGGGGAUCUGCUGGAAGUAGUAUCUCAAGUAGGCGAACAUCUUUAUUGUCUUCUGAAUGUGCAUCACGACGAGGUUCCGGAAGUAGCAAAAGUGCUAGCAGUAGAAAAAGUUCUGAUGCCAGCCGGUUUGGCGACACUGACGAGUUACUAGCCGAUUAUUCCGAUUCUGAAACCAUUGAAGAGGAUUACAUGGCAGAGAUGGCCGAGAUGAACGAACAGGAAAUGAGACGUUCAUCGUACGAGGAACCAAUUGGGAAACCAGUCAAAGAAAAGGACCGCAGAAAAUUAUAUCGACGGAGUCAUUCAUUGGCUGAAAUUCGACGUCCUACGCAUGUGUUUCUUCCCGAAGGUGGACGAGGGCGUGGAGACGGUAGAAGAAUUACUCUAUCUUCGUUAGUUGUUAGCAGUAUGAAUGCCUUAGAUUACACAGUAAAUCCAGUCACUCCACAGUGCCAAGCCAGGAAAAAACCUAAGUUAAACGUAAGAGGUAGUAUUGGACUUCCAGAUAAACCUGUAGUUAUGCAUGAUUUGAAUCUAGACGAUAUGAUGAUGCCAAGUUUUACCCCUCCAAUGCCCCCUACAGGGAAAUUAAAAGUUCAGUUUCAAAUGGCAGAAAACAAGACGUCAUUAACAGUUAUUGUUAUAGAGGCAGAUAACCUACGGAUAGCCGGACUUCCCGCUGAUACUGAAAUCAAUCCAUAUGUUAAAGCAUUUCUAGUGCCUGGAAGAACAUUCAAAUAUAGAACAAAAACCAUUCCGAAAACCAAAACUCCAGUCUUUCUUGAGAAAUUUACAAUAACGGAUUUAGUGCCAAGUGACAUGGACGAUAAAGCUGCUAUCGAAUUUCAAAUUUAUUCUUCGCAUAAUGUGACACGUCGACAUCUAGUCGGAAUGUCUUCUAUUCUUCUGUCAAAUCUUUGUGAACUGGAAAAUGGAUUGGCUGAUUUAACCAUUAUGCCAGAAACUGUAUAUAGACUUCACCAAGGAGACAUACGAAUAUCUGGUUGUUAUCAGCCGGUUGCAGGAAAAAUUGUAUUUAAUGUAUUAGAAGCAAGAAACUUACCAAGAGUUUCAUUAUUAGGUGCUAUUAAUCCAUAUGUUAAAGUUGAAAUGUAUGUCAAUGGAAUUCGUCAGGAUAAACAUAAAACCAAAGUGAGACAAAAUACACAAGACCCGGUGUGGAAUCAUCCUUGUGUUUUUGAAAUCAAUAGAGAAAACCCUAAACUUCUUGGGCAUGCAUUCGUCUUUCAGCUAAUACAUAAAGACAUGAUGAUGGGAGUUCAGAAAUUAGGUCAAGUUGAAUUAGGGUGGUAUAGCCAUGGUGAACAGUUAGACCAUUGGUAUGACAUCAUGGAGCAUCCACACAGACCAACUGACUAUUGGCAUCCUGUGAUAAAGACCAGUAAGAUAGGGUCCUGACCUAAUGGAUAACGUGAUAUUAGUCAUAAUCGACGGCAGCCAUUACUUUAACGUUCAUAUCGUUGUGUUAACCUAAACAACGACCUCAAUGAUCGGAUAUCCGAGUCUCAUUGCAUGGCGGAGAUCUCCGAUCCCUGUGUCUCCUGAUAGCAUAAGGUGUACUGAACAAGUAGAUUUCUUGACAAUCAUGAUUCAAAGAUUGACGAGAUAGCGAAUCAAAGCAAUAACGACACAUUCAUAAAACAGUUUAAUAGAGGAAGUGUAGUCUGCAAGAGGUCAUAUUACAUGUACAUGUAUCAUACAAUACAGUUUAAUAGAGGAAGUGUAGUCUGUAAGAGGUCCUAUAACAUGUACAUGUAUCAUACAAUACAGGCACAUGCUAGUUUUAUUAUUAUAUACUCUUUAAAUAUGUCUAUUUUUUUCGCAUACUUUAAUAUUACCUACGUCACAAUGGCUUAUUAUAGCAUUCUAUGUGCCGUAUUCAUUUGUUAAAAACAAAAAUCAAUUGAAGCAUUCUGUGUUCAAAAAUUUAUGAACUCUAUCAUAUGUGUUCAAAUUGGCCGGACAAAUAAUUAAAUGUUUAAAUACAUUGAAACAUUCACAGUGUGAGAAACCUGUUUUGUGUGUUUGUCAACGUUAGCGUUGUCUGCCCUAAUAUAACAUUUAAACACCGUCUAGAUAUCAAUUUAGAUUGCUGAGUCAAACAGUUGUAUUUUAACGUUCUGCUUUGAAUUGAACGAGCACUUUGGCAAUCUGAUUACAAGAUAAAAAGACCCAUGAGCUUUAUAACUUAAGGGUUUGAACAAAACAACUAGCAUUAAGCAUAAUGAGAUAUUACCAAAGGAAAUUAUGCGGGUUUUUUUUUUAAAUCUGAUGAUUUCAAUAUUGAUUUUAUAUAUGAUGAAAUUUAAAUGAAUUUUACAAAACAUUGUCAAACGGAUCAGAUAAAAAUGUCUUAAUUAAGAUCUUGAAAAAAAAUUUGUUGUUAAAAAUUUCAUUUUGAUUACCUUUUCAUCUAAUUCUUUUUAUAUCAGCACUUAUGAACACAAGUAUUAUAUAUUAAGAUUUUUUUUGUCAUUUUAAGGGAUAAUAUCAUGUUCAUGGUUGAUGUAAAGUACAUACGGACAUGACAUCCCACAUUAUAUGUUUUAACUUUAAAACGAAGACACAAACACUGCUAAACAGAAAAUAGAAAAUAUUCUACCGUGAAAUUUUAAAAUACAGACAAUUCAGUUGGAGAAGAUAAGCAUUUUGUUUCUGUAAGAGUUACGUUACUUAAUUUGGCAUUCAAAUGUCAAGGUUUGAGCGUUUUAAUAAAGGUAAUUCGAGAAAUGCGCUUUUGACGCACGGAAUUUACAAAAUGUAUAAUUAAUGAAAAUAAAUCAGAUAAUAUGUUUAUUAUAUAUAUUAUUUUAAAAAUGUAGGAAAUGUGAUUAUUUACAUUGGAUAAUUGAAAUUCGAAUUGUGAGGAAAGUAUAUAUCAAAAACGUUAUGUGCAAUUAUGAUAUUUUUACACGAAGCCUCCACAUAUUCUACUGAAAUUUGACAUCAUUUUUUAUGGUAAAGUAAACAAGAGUCUUAAUAAGUUAAAGAUACUCAUUCAGGAUAUCAGUGAAUGGCAAUUGUAUUGUUGUAUGUAUAUAACUGUGAUAAUCAACAUGUGAACUAUGUUGCUGAAUAAGUUUAUUUAUCUGGUGUUAAUGUUUAAUGUUAAAAAUAAAGAAUAUUUUGCAGUA
Mytilus californianus (California mussel) is the source of this 3759-nucleotide messenger RNA. RefSeq names its product rabphilin-1-like. NCBI's taxonomy places the organism in Eukaryota, Metazoa, Mollusca, Bivalvia, Mytilida, Mytilidae. The transcript has 11 exons. The coding region runs from base 131 to 2023 and encodes 630 amino acids. The record is from RefSeq and is a predicted model, not a curated record. Gene Ontology annotation, biological process: calcium-ion regulated exocytosis; cellular response to calcium ion; regulation of calcium ion-dependent exocytosis. Gene Ontology annotation, molecular function: clathrin binding; phosphatidylserine binding; calcium ion binding.